CGACCUUGACACAGGUAGAGCCCUAUCUGUGCACGUGCCUGAAGUGGGACAUUAUUCAAGCUGGUGAAUAGGCUAAUAGUGUUAUUGAUAUGCUCUGCUCGUCCCCGUUAUUUCACUUUUACCCAGCCGCGUGCAUGUGAAGUCACUUAUGUUGAAGAGGACAGUGCCGUUUCCGAUUGUGAUGAGGUGGACUCUCGCUCUCUCUCUCUCACACACACAUAGUAACCUACACCCACUCACAGCACGCGCCCCGCGCACCGCUCCGCGCACUGCUCAUCUAUACACUCGCAUGCAGAACGCGCGCAUCGCUGUGCUACUGUCUUGCAAAAGGCAAUAGGUGCGUAUCCUAAAAGGUGCUGUUUUGUUUGUUUUUACUGUUCUCAGCAAACGCCUUAUUCUGACAUCUUCUAGAGAGUUUGGCAGCACCUGCUCCUGUUUCUGGGGUCAACAAUUGCAAAGGAGACUUCUGAGAAAUAGUGACAGACAGAGUGAGGAUGUGUGGGGUGGACUUGGAUCUGGAUGAGGGGGGCUCAGGUGAUGAGGAGAAGGAGCAGGAGGAGUUCUGGGUGGGUGAGAGGGUGAAGAUGCUGCCUCCUCCCACGGCCCACAGUGAGGGCAGCGCAUGGGGUAGCCGCCGGGGCAGUUGUGGCUGUGUGGCGUGCGGGGCGGGGAUGCUGCUGUGGAAUGUGGGUUUGGCCUUGGUGUGUGUCCUGGUCCUGGUGGCCGUGUUUGCCCUGGUCCUGCUGCCCGCCUCACUGCUGCUCUACGCCGGCUUCCUCUGCCACUCACGGGUCCUAGAUUCCCCCUCUCCUAUCUGCCGUUACCUCGACGACAACAGUUGCUCUGCCCUCAUCAUCCUGGGCUUUGUGAUGAUGUCACCGCUGGUGGUGGUGGCGGCGGCCAUCUUCUGCGGGCUGCUCCGGAGGCUGCGACUCCUGCUGCUGUUUCAGCCAAUAACAGGCGCAUGGUACCGUGGACGGGGCUUGGACUGGGGGGGCGAUGUCCGUGCCUGGGUCUGAUUGGACCAACGCUAAAAUAAACCAGUAUUCAAAGAGUUCAAUAGGUUAACAGUCAAGAGAGAAUCGAGUCCUGGAGAAUCGCGGUGUCAAUCUAUUUAGUGUCCUAUUAAACUGUAAUGAAUGUCAUACAAUCAAAUGGAUACAAUGUGAACCAGUCCAAUUGUUUAAAGACAGAGCUUUACAUGUGGCUAUAGGGCUGUUGCUGGUCAGAAGGAAACAGUGGAGGUAAAGGUGGGAUAUACUAGCAGCUCUUCUCUGUGAUUUGUGUUGGUUAAGUAUAUUGAUCUAUUUUCAAUUAUCUGCUAACUUAUAUGGUUGUGAAUCUUGAUGUAGCAGAAAAACGACAGAGUAUUGUAUAAACUGUCACUCAAAUGUCUAGAAUGGAAGGAAAAUAUGUUUACAAGCUUACUUAUUUAGCAGAUUUUGUUCAUUCUAUUGAUUUCAUUAUAUUCACCAUCUUGUAAAAGUGCCAUGUAAGCUACCUCAAUGUAAGUAUAGUUCAUAAAAGUAGCCUAGGUUGCUCUACAUCAGUCAUGUGUGAACGGGAUGAGACAGAAUUGUAGCCUUUUCUUUUUCUGUUGUGUUUGCUUUCAGUUUUUUUGUUUUGUUUAGUAUAUUGGCAUAUUUACUUGCUAAAAAUCCUUCUGAUGUGUUUAAACAGAGCUGUCAUUACUAAUUUUGUACUUAUCAGAUCCUACCAACGUUACAUUUCUAUGUACCUAGUAAUUGACUUAUAUGUAAACACAUUACUGGUAAUUCACCUUAAUUGCGGCCACCGUAAAAGGAAUUGGAGCUGAAA
Molecule: messenger RNA, 1818 nt
Organism: Salmo salar (Atlantic salmon)
Lineage: Eukaryota; Metazoa; Chordata; Actinopteri; Salmoniformes; Salmonidae
Gene: tmem88bl
Product: transmembrane protein 88b-like
Cellular component (GO): plasma membrane
Molecular function (GO): PDZ domain binding
Source: RefSeq, a predicted model, not a curated record